CUGAGCGCCGCCGGCCCGGCUCUCGCCGACCUUAACCUCCGCGCGAACCUGCUGCGCGACGUACCGCGGCUCGACGUCGCCAACGCAACGAAUCUCAUCUCCGUCAACCUCCAGUCGAACCACAUCGCGUCGGUGCCGGCGCGUGCCUUCUCAGCGGCCGCGUAUUUACGCGGUCUCUACCUCGGAUAUAACCUGAUCGGCACCGUUGACCCGCGCGCCUUCGCCGGACUGAGCCGCCUCGAGGAGCUCUCCCUGUUCGGGAACCGACUCGAGUGGCUUCCGGCGGACCUGCUCGGCGAGCUGACAUCACUUGCCUACCUGUACCUGCACGGAAACGCGCUGCUGGAGCUUCCGGUGGGGUUGCUGGCGACGCAGACGGGGCUGAUCGAGCUGAACGUCGCCGAGAACGCGCUGGUCGACGUCGACGACGACGCGUUCUCGUCGCUCGGUCAGCUGGAGAAGCUCUACGCGAACGACAACCAGAUUCACUCGCUCAGCGAUCAGCUCUUCGCGAACCUCACCUCGCUGAAGACGCUCGACCUGUCCGGCAACAAGGUGCGAGAGCUGACGGCAGGGGCGCUGCGAUGGCUCGUCAGCCUGCACAACCUAAAGAUGAGACACAACGACCUGCACGUCGUCGACGCCGACGCCUUCUCGUCGCUCGCCGAACUCUGGGAGCUCGAUCUCACCGACAACCACAUCGGCGAGCUGCCCGCGUCGCUGCUGACCGCCAACAAGGCGCUGCUGCGGCUGCGGCUGGGACGAAACAAGAUCGAGUCGGUGCACGAGACGUUGCUGAGCGGACUACUGCGUCUGAGAAGCGUCGACCUCAGUCACAACCGUCUCGCCGACGUGCCCGAGAAUCUCUUUAACGGUCUCUCGCGACUCGAGUCGCUCAACCUUAACAACAACGAGCUGACGUCGUUCGCCGUCGGGCUAUUCAAUCGCAUCGGCAAAGCCAACUCUCUCGCUCAUCUCAACCUCGGCGCCAACGCCCUCUUGCGGGUUCCCCCGCGCGCCUUCGUUAACCUGGGCGACCUCGUCUACCUGAAUCUCGCCGACAACAAGCUCAGUUUGCUGCCGCCGGACGCCUUCGAGGGGCUCGGCAAAUUGCAGUACCUCGGGCUGGCCGACAACAAGCUGGUGUCGCUAGCCGAUGGCCUGUUCGAGCCGCUAGGUUCGCUGCGCUGUCUCUACCUGGACGGCAACGGUCUCGAGUCGCUGUCGCCGCUGACGACGCGCGGGCUCACCAACAUCGAGCUGCUCGACCUUAGCAACAACGAGCUGCUCAGCUUCCCGCUAGAGGCGCUCAUCCUGCUGACGUCACAGCAGAAGCCGCUGAAGAGGCUCAGCCUUGCGCGCAACCUCAUAGCAGAGCUGCCCGUCGACAGCGAGCGACUGUACGUGCGCGAGCUCGACCUGUCGCACAACACGAUCGGGCGCGUCGAGCGCGACUUCUUCUACGACGUCGGCUACUCGCUCGAGUCGCUCGACCUGUCGCACAACGUCAUCGCCGAUAUUCCUACGAGCGCCUUCGCCAACCUGCGCAAGCUGACGCGCGUCUCGUUGCGUGGCAACCGCGUGACGCGUCUCUUCGAGCACUCGCGUGUCGAGUACCUGGACGCGGCGCAGAACAACUUCACGACGUUCAGUCUCGUCGACCUGACGCGCCUGCCGCGCCUCGGCCAGCUCGACCUCAGCGGCAACCGCAUCUCGCAGUUUCUGUCGACGACCGUACGGCUCGCGUCACUCACGAGGCUCGACCUGAGCGACAACCACAUCGUCGGCGUGCCGCUGCUCUACCCGACGAACGAGCGCGAGAACCGGCUGCCGAACCUACGCAGCCUCAACCUGUCGCGCAAUCACAUCUCGUCGUUAGAGGGCGCGCGCGGCGCCGCCGUGUCGGGCCUGAAGGAGCUCGAUCUGUCACACAACGAGCUGUACGCCGUGCCGCGUCACGUGUGGGCCGAGCCGACGAUGUCCCUGCGCGACGUCAAUCUGUCGCACAACCAGAUCGAGGCUCUCGACGACGACAGCUUCGCGAAUCUGUCGAGCGUCGAGUCGCUGCGCAUCGCCUACCUGCCGAACCUUCGCCGCGUGAGCGCAGGCUUCGCUAGAGCGCUGCGUAACCUCGUCACGCUGCGCUUCCACGACCUGCCGAUGCUGCCACGCUUCACGAUCGACUACGUGGCGCUGCUCGCCGGCAAACCGCGCCUCCGAGAUCUCGCGAUCGAGAUCAAGAACUCGACGCUCGCCGAUCAGCUUGCUGGAGUCAUGCCGCAGCUGAGCAGCCUCUAUGUCACCGGCAGACACCUGACGGAGAUCACCGACACGGCCUUUCAGAAUUUCUCGGCGAAGCUGACGAAGCAGGAGGACACGAAGUCGCAGGAGGUGCGCUUGACGAUAACAGGUACUAGCGUUCGUCUGCUCGUGGCGCCACUGUUCCCCUACGCGACAUCAGAACAGUCGAUCUACAUCGACCUCGACCACAACCAGCUAGAGACGUUCAGCCAGGAGGCGCUGGAUGUACUGCGCUUCAAUCGGAUCCUCUAUAUCAGCAUCGAGGGUUCGCGCUUCUUCUGCGACUGCUAUCAUCGCUGGUUCAUCUACUGGAUGCAGAAGUUUAGUCGUCGACGCUACAACGCCUACUUAGAUGACCACCAGACGAUUCUUGCAGGAUUGCAGGGCUCUGGCGCAUGCGUCGACGGCGGAGUAAAGAUAUUGGAUGAUCAUUAUAUGAGUUUCCAGCACGUACUGGAGGCAAGCACGUGUUUCGACGAGGCAGGCCAGGACCGCUACAGCAUCGUCGACUUCAACAUCUCGACGCUGCAAUGCCACUACACGCGUCCGCCCGUAGCCGACAAACAUCUAACGGCCUACAUCCUAGGUGGCGCCAUCGGCGGCUCGGGCGUGCUGGCGCUCAUCGCCAUCGUCGUCGUCUGCGCCUGGUGCUGCUGUUGCCGACGAGGCGCGUCGACGCGCAAGAGCACCGAGGAGGCGUCCUACGACAAUAACGCGUACACGAUCACGCAGCCGAACGGCGGCGUUGUCGACAACGGCCACCGCGGCGGCGAGGGCGUGAGCGCGACUAACGGAAGAGCCGACGAGACCGCGCCCAAGUUCCGCUACACGACGCACUUGUGACGAUGUCGGCAUUGCGGUGCGCGCGGCGCCGACAAGGGCGCCCUCAGCAGCGAUAGUUGGAGCGGGCUGGAGACUGGAAGCAGCGAUGGGGGCCACCUGUCAACCCUUGUGUGAUGUUGACCCGUGCUGUGUUUUGUUGUUGUUUUUUAUAGCUUAUGGUUUUCUCAUUGUGUGCGGUGUAUGGUGUUUCGUAACGGGUCUGUAAUAUUAGGCGAGACAAGCGGCUAACGAGGUUAUAU
Molecule: messenger RNA, 3383 nt
Organism: Priapulus caudatus
Lineage: Eukaryota; Metazoa; Priapulida; Priapulimorpha; Priapulimorphida; Priapulidae
Product: chaoptin-like
Exons: 3
Cellular component (GO): extracellular matrix
Molecular function (GO): protein binding
Source: RefSeq, a predicted model, not a curated record